This is a messenger RNA of Styela clava, 499 nucleotides long. NCBI's taxonomy places the organism in Eukaryota, Metazoa, Chordata, Ascidiacea, Stolidobranchia, Styelidae. The record is from RefSeq and is a predicted model, not a curated record.
AUGACGAUCUCUUCUAUGUUUGAGAUCGUAUUAAAGAGAUAUACUUUCGGUCCUGAAGAAUUUAGUUCCGCGGAUGGUGACGAAAAACACUCAACUUGCGGAGAUAGGAAAUGUACUCACAUAUCGUACUACGGUUCGACAAAAUGUAUCCCGCAAGUCAAAUUGUUCAAACCUUUCAAACACUACGGUGUUGAGUACAAGAAGUCGAAGAAAACUUGUGGUGACGACAAAAGGAACUAUGGACGAGGGGAUAUCCUGGUUCCAGACCCGCACAGAUCACACGAUUUAAUCGAUGACUCUUGCAAAUGUCAAACUAUCUGGUGCUUGGAUGAAAGUAUGACAAUUUAUGAAAAAGGUGGCAAAUUGUUCAAAGGAAACGUCACAGUGAAGACUCCGUGCAAAUGUGAAUGCAGAAAGAGAUUCAUUAUGAUGGGACCUUAUGGCGGCGGCAAAUAAUAUUUUUUAUAUACAGAUAUUCGAUCCUUAUCAAACAAAUUUA